AGAAAUCUGAACUCAACAGUGUCACGCCUUGCAGAGAACUUGUUUGGUGAAACACGUUUCCACAUGAGAGAAUCUAGAAAAAGUUGCCAAUCCCCCGAAGAAACUUGAAUCGCUUUGUCUAUAUUCCUCCACCUCCUGUUUUUUCAACCAAGAUUUUGACUCGGAGCAUCAGAAUUCCUUUUAAGAUUUGCCACGAGUCAAAAAAAGCAAGCCACAUCCGAAUGAGGCCUACGAAUCACUGCUAGUCUUUGGGCCCCUUGGAGUGGUCUAUAAAUCUUGGGAACUCGGCUCUCUUGCUCUUCCAUGUAGCCUCUGCAAGAAUCCCUCGUAGAGAGCAAGAAUGUCUGGGAAAAGGGGAUCAUCCAACAAACAUGAGGACAUGAAGCUAAGGAGAGGUCCCUGGACUCUGGAGGAGGACACUCUCCUCGUCCACUACAUUGCCUUUCACGGCGAAGGUCGCUGGAACCUGCUCGCUAGGUGCUCAGGCUUGAAGAGAACCGGCAAGAGCUGUCGUUUGAGGUGGUUGAACUACUUAAAGCCCGAUAUAAAGCGAGGCAAUCUCUCUCCCGAGGAACAGCUCCUGAUCCUCGAACUCCAGUCCAAGUGGGGGAACAGGUGGUCACGGAUUGCACAAUACUUACCGGGGAGAACCGACAACGAGAUAAAGAACUACUGGAGGACGCAGACGCAGAAGCAAGCAAGGCAGCUCAAAAUCGACGCCAACAGCACCGUGUUUCGUGAUGCAGUACGAUGGUGCUGGACGCCGAGGUUGCUGGAGCAGACGAUCUCUCCUCAGCCCGCGCAAACUCCGCAUGCCGACACGACCGCCACGGCGAUCGACCAUCCUCCCCGAGACCUCGUCCAAGAGUUGUUCCGACCCAGCACGCAUUGCCGAUUCGAGAGUCGCAGCUCGUACGAGCUAUCAGGAGCAGAGGUUCGCAACCCGAGCACCUCAUCAGCCCAAGUCUCAGGCUUGCCGGAAUCCUCGUGGAAGCCGGUGGCCGAGCUCAGUGGCAUCGAGUUCAGUCCAUUCCACAGUGGCAGCUCCGACGACAACGCCCACAGCUUAGGAGCCUGCCGCCUACCUCCCAUGACGGCAUCGGCAGAUAGCUAUGCAACAUCCGGUUGCACGGCUACUUACAAUAAUUGCAUGAACAGCGUGGGAGACAGCUUGUGGAGCAUGGAUGAACUGUAUGGAAUGCUGAAUACGUGGAUGGGGUAGAAUCUAUUAAUCCUUUUGGUCACGACUCCCAUAGAUAUAUGUGGCUUAAGGUUCCUCAUGUUUUUCUCUUUCUUUCAUUUGGGGCCUCGAAUAAGACUUCACAUCUUCUUCUUCAAA
Musa acuminata AAA Group (dessert banana) is the source of this 1339-nucleotide messenger RNA. Its product is annotated as transcription factor MYB62. Gene Ontology annotation, molecular function: DNA-binding transcription factor activity; sequence-specific DNA binding. The coding region runs from base 341 to 1222 and encodes 293 amino acids. The record is from RefSeq and is a predicted model, not a curated record. The transcript is spliced from 3 exons. NCBI's taxonomy places the organism in Eukaryota, Viridiplantae, Streptophyta, Magnoliopsida, Zingiberales, Musaceae. Gene Ontology annotation, cellular component: nucleus. Gene Ontology annotation, biological process: regulation of DNA-templated transcription.